AUGGAGGGCAGUUCUAUACUCCAUGCUUUCACUAACAUUUAUUUUGCCAUUUUUGCUUUGUUUUGCUUCAAGCUUUUAAUUAAGAUUUCCUUGGCUCUGCUGACCCAUUUCUACAUUGUCAAAGGCAACAGAAAAGAGGCUGCCAGGAUAGCAGAAGAAAUCUAUGGAAUAGUCCCAGGCAGCUGGGCAGACCGAUCCCCUCUUCAUGAUGCUGCCUUCCAAGGACGCCUCCUGUCUUUAAAAACCUUGAUUGCACAGGGUUUCGACGUGAACCUGGUGACAACGGACCGUGUGUCAGCUCUCCACGAGGCCUGCCUGGGUGGCCACGUCGCCUGCGCCAAGGUGCUGCUGGAGAAUGGUGCACAGGUCAAUGCAGUCACCAUCGAUGGGAUCACUCCUCUGUUUAACGCCUGCUGCAGUGGCAGCGUGGCCUGUGUCAACAUGCUGCUCGAAUUUGGAGCCAAGCCGCAGCUCAGGAACCACCUUCCUUCGCCCAUUCAUGAAGCAGUCAAGAGAGGUCACAGGGAGUGCAUGGAGAUCCUUCUUGCCCAUGGGGUUGACAUUGACCAAGAAGACCUACAGCAUGGGACCCUGCUUUACGUGGCUUGCACGUACCAGAGGACAGACUGUGUCAAGAAGCUUUUGGAGCUAGGAGCCAACGUUAACAUGGGGAAGAGACUAGACACCCCCCUCCAUGCAGCAGCAAGGAAAUCCAGCGUGGAGGUAGUCGUCUUGCUGAUAGACUAUGGUGCUAACCCGAAAUGCAGAAAUGCUGAAUUCAAAUGUGCCCUGGAUCUUGCCGUACCCAACAGCAAAGUGGAGCAGGCGCUUCUGCUUCGGGAAG
Molecule: messenger RNA, 844 nt
Organism: Pterocles gutturalis (yellow-throated sandgrouse)
Lineage: Eukaryota; Metazoa; Chordata; Aves; Pterocliformes; Pteroclidae
Gene: ASB11
Product: ankyrin repeat and SOCS box containing 11, E3 ubiquitin protein ligase
Exons: 6
Biological process (GO): positive regulation of protein catabolic process; protein ubiquitination
Molecular function (GO): protein binding
Source: RefSeq, a predicted model, not a curated record